CCCUGAGGAGGCAACAGGACAGACACGCUCAGCUCCUCUUCUGCCAAAAACUUUGUCAGCCAGUAAAGCAGCGUAAUCAGAUUAAAGUGGUAAAGUUUUUUCCUUUUUCUGGACCUGCUGAAAAGCAAAGAAACGAUCGUCGUUCAGUUCAGGAAUACAAUUAAUUUUUGCAGGGUUAAUCCUAUUUUCCUGGAGGAUUUGAAAUAGCGGCCAUGAGCGCUGAGGAAAACUCAGACUCUGACUCCAACAAGCUGGAGACUGUGAUACAGCGGCUGGAGGAGAGCGUCCUGUCUGAGGAGAAGAGGCUGACCGUCCGGGGCCCCUCACCUGAUGCCCCCCCUACAUGUCUGCCAGCGAGAGUGCGAGAGAUAGUCACAAAGAACCUCAACGAUAGCACAGGAGCCAUGUCCUCCGUCAUGUCCCUUCAGGAGGAGAACCGGGUACUGCAGGGAGAGCUGGCCAGGCUGGAGGACCUGCUGGCCCACAGCAGAGCUGACCGGGACGAGCUUGCCAUCAAGUAUGGGGCCAUCAGCGAGAGGUUGGAGCAGGCCUUGUGGUUUGAAACUGGGGAGGGAGACCAUGACUCACCCGAGUCCCGCAGCUUUGCUCAGCAGAACGUGGAUCUACGGCGACGGCUGGACGAGGAACAAGCGGCCUAUAAGCGUAAACUCACCGCCUACCAGGAGGGACAGCAAAGGCAGGCCCAACUUGUGCAGAAGCUGCAGGUGAAGGUGCUUCAGUACAAAAAGAAAUGUGGAGAUCUAGAGCAGAUGCUUCAGGAGAAGUCCUCCGAGUUGGAGAAACGCAGUAUGAGUAGCAACAGCGAAACAUCAAAUGGUCGGCAUCAGGAUGAAGCGAGCAGCAACCUGGAGGACGCUUUAAUCCGGCUGGAGGAAGAACAGCAGAGGAGCAGCAGCUUGUCCGCCGUGAACGCGAUGCUGAGGGAGCAGUUGGAGCAGGCGGGUUUGGCCAACGAGGCGCUCAGCCAGGACAUCCGCCGGCUCACUGUUGACUGGACCAAAGCCAGAGAGGAGCUGGAACAGAAGGAGUCGGACUGGAGGAGAGAAGAGGAGUCUUUCCACGGCUACUUCAGCAGCGAGCACAGCCGGAUGCUGAAGCUGUGGAGACAAGUGGUAGGCUUCAGAAGACACGUCUGCGAGAUAAAGGCUGCCACUGAAAGGGACUUGUCAGACAUGCGUUCUGAGCUGGCCCGGAUGUCCCACUCUGCUCGGGUGUCCUGCUCUGGCUUGUCCACAUCAGUGGACAGUCGGGUGGCGGGAGAAAAGGCUCUGAGGGUUCAGCUGGAGCAGCAGCUGAGGGAGCGAGUGGUGGAGAUGAUAAACCUUCAGAGCAGAACUGAUGCAGAGAAAAGUGAGCUCAACGUCAGGUUGUCUGAUGUAGUGCGAGAAUGUGGGAGACUAAAGGGCCAAAUUGUGGAGAGAGACAAUGAAAUCUCCAUGCUGAUGAAGAAGCUUGAGGAGCAGAGUUGCAGUGAUGAGACUGACACGCAGCUGAUAAGAGCUCACUCUGAGAUACUGCUGGACACUCUGCGAGACAUCGCUCAGACAGUGCUGUCAGACGGGGAGUCGUCGUCAGAAGCCGAUCAGGAUAGCUUGGCGGCUCCACUCCUGGCGCUGAUCCGUGACUCGUCUCCUCGACGUUCCUCCUCUUCAUUAAAGCUGGCAGCACUUCCUGAAGCCUCCCUGCUGUCUUCUUUGCCUGACGCAGCUCUGUCGGCUCUCCGCUCGGCCGUCACAAACAAGACGCUUCAGCUGCAGGACGUCCGAGGUCGUCUGCUGUCUGCCCAGUCCUCUGUGCAACAGCUUCGAAAGCAGCUUUCAGAAUGUGAUGUGGCUAGACGAGACUCAGAGCAGCGAAACCAGGUGCUGCAGCGAGAAAGGGACGCAGCUCAGAGAGAGAGGGAGACCACCCAGAAAGAGAAGGACCACCUGAAGCAGGACAGGGACCUGCUGGCUAGUGAGAAGGCAAAGCUGGAGAAGAGUGUCCAGGCAGCGGAGAGCAGUAGCCAGAUUGUGCUGAUGGAGUGUGAGAAGCUUCAGUUGGCUGUGUUGGGUGCUCAGCGAGAACGAGACCAUGAGAGAGAUGAGAAGGAGGCUGCUGUUCAGGAGAGAGACCGGGCCAAAGCUGAGACUCAGAGGAUACAGAAGCAGUGGGACCUGAGUGAGAGUCGAGCCUCGGCUCAGCGUGGGGAGCUGUCUGCAGCGAGGGAGACCCACCAGCAGGGGGAGGUUGAGCGACAGCUUAUGGAGCGGGAGAAGGCUCAACUGUCUGAAGCACUGGCUCGGGCUGAGAGCAGCAACACAGAGCUGUCUCUGCAGCUCAACAAGCUGCUAUCUGAGGAUGCAGCUCUCAGGGACUCUGUGGCAAAGAUGGGCAGUAUGAAUGAGGAUCUGGCCCAGGACAAAGUGGACCUCAACAACUACAUCCUACAGCUCGAGGAGGAGAAGUCCCUCCGGCUGGCUCAGAAGCGGCAGGCGGAGCAGGAGAAGCUGACCAUCAGGGAUGAGCUGGUCCGUCUGGAGCAGGACCGGUUGGAGCUGGAGUCUGGCCGCAUCUUGCUGCAGCAGGCUCUGCAGGACGCCGAGCAGAGCCGGGCGGGGAUGGAGACAGAGCUGCAGAGUCUCAGAGCUGAGAGGCUCAAACUGCAGGAGAGGGUUGGCCUGCUUUGUGCCGAGGUGGCCUCUCUGGGCUCAGAGCUGAGUCUGGCUCAAGGGGAGGCCCAGAAGAACGAGGUGGCAUCAGAGGAGGCUGGCCGCGGUCGAGCAGAGCUGGCCCGGGACAAAGCAGCUCUGGUGGUCCAGCUGACAGCAUCUGAAAGAGAAAACUCUGUGCUCUCGGAGGAACUGGCUGCUUUCAGGUCUGAGCGGGAAUCCCUGGAGACCAGUCUGUUUGAGGCGCACCAGCAGGUGGCGCAAGUUGAAUCCCGCAGAGAUCAGCUGGAGACGGAGAACCAAACCCUGAGAGUCCGCUGUGAAACUGCUAUAGCUGAGCUGAAGCGAGCACGCUCAGAUGGUGAGAACACCUUGGCCCAGGCUGAGAGAGAGAAACAGACUCUAACUCAGGCCCUAAAUGCUGCACAGCUGGAGGCUCAGCAGGCUUUACGCAAGGCCGUCUCCGAACAUCAGGAGGACGUGGAGAGGUUGAUUUCAGAGAAGGAAGUUGUGCGUCACAGCCUGCAGAUGGAGCAUGAAGCUGCUCUCAGGAGGUUCAGGCAGGAGAUGGACGAUCAACAGCACAGAGCAAAGAGAGACAGAGAGGACCUGCAGGAGGAGCUGAGGUCUUUGCAGCAUGACCGAGAUCAGUGUUUGCUGCAGGCUGAGACUGAGAAACAGCAGGCCCUUUCUCUGAAGGAGGUGGAGAAGGCGGUGUGGUCUGACAGGGUGUCCAGUCUGCAGGCUGAGCUGUCAGCUGCAGCUCUGGAGGCUGAGCGGAUGGCCAGAGAAGCAGCUCAUCACAAAGAGCAGGAGCAGAUCAGAGUUGGAGCUCUGACCGGAGAGAUGCUGGAGCUCCGCUCUCAGCUGGACGAGGCGACGUCGGCCCAUGAAAGAGAACUCAAUGGCCUGCAAGAACUCUGCAGUGAUCUGCGCUCGCGAGCCGACGUGGCUCUCAAAGAGUUGGAGCAGUGCAGAGCUUCUCUCUCAGCCGCAGAGGAGAGCCGAGACCAGGUGAGGCGGGACCUGCUGGAGGCCGAUUGUCGCCUGAGCCAAACUCAGGAGGCGUCGGAAAGCUACAGGAGAGAGAUGAUGGAGCUGCGCCGGAACCUCAGCGACGUCACCAAGGAGAGGGACGCCCUGAGCCAGUCAAACACUCAGCUGAGAGGAACGGUGCGCAGCUCAGAGACUGAGAGGAUCAGUGUGAAACGACAGUGUGAGGAGAAGGAGCAGAGGCUGGCUGUGCUGGAGGAAAACCUGUCUUCCUCUCAGAAAGAAGUGACUGAGCUGCGCAGCUGCCUGAGAGAGGUCGAAAGGUCACGCCUGGAGGCUCGGCGGGAGCUGCAGGAGCUCCGCAGACAGUUGAAAGUUCUGGAUGUAGAGAAGGAGCAAAAAGGGAGGGAGGUGGCAGAGCUGCAGACCCGUCUGGUUCUGGAGGAGCAAAGAGAUGAGGAGAGAGGGAAGGACGUCUUCUCCCUCAAACAGAAGCUCACUGAAGCUGAAACUACCAGAGAUUCCAUCAGGAAGGAGCUUUCUCUGACUCAGAGGUGUCUGAUGGAGUCUGAGUCAGGCUGGCGCAGCUGUGAGAGAGAUCUGACAGCUCAGCUACAAGAGGCUCGCGGCUGUGAGAAGAAGCUCCAGGACGAAGUCAAGAACCUGUCACUGCGCGCUCAGGCUGCCCAUGAUGCCGCCGCUCAGUCCGGCCUGCAGCUGAGCGAGGCGCAGGGCCGGCUGUCCGCCACCGAGGCGGAGCUCACCCGAGCCGAGGCCGCAAGAAGGGAUCUGGAGUUUCGCCUGAACAACCUCCAGUCCGCGCUGACGCGAACGCUGGGCAUCGGGGCGAGUGGCAGGGGUUGUAGGGGGCGGAGCCCGGGAGGCAGCUCCACGUCGCCCGGCAGCAUGUCGCGCCACCACAGCAUCUCGCCGCUGCGCUCCUCACUGUCGCCACCGAAAGCAGAAUUUCGGGGAAGCACCCCAGACAACACUUUAGGUUCGGGGGCUGUUUCUCCUGAAAGAUGCGACACGCCGCUGCCUCAAUCAGAACUCGACCCUGAUUCCCUGAGAAGCGGCCUUAGAGACUUCCUCCAGGAGCUGCGAGAUACACAAAGAGAAAAGGAUGAUGCUCGUUGUCAGCUGGGCGUCCUGCAGCGGGAGCUGGAGGAGCUGAAGGGGGAACGGGGCUCUGCUCAGAGUCGCUUCUCUCAGCUGCAGAGCACCUUCCAGGAGAUCCAAGAAGUGAAGCGUGGGCUGGAUGAGCGUCUGACCACCACUCAGAUUCUGCUGCAGCAGCAGGAGGAGGCGGUGAGGAGAGGAGACAGAGAGAGGAGAGCUCUCUCCGACCGGGUUAUGGAGUUAGAACGAUCUCUGCAGGCCUCAGAAACAGAUAAAAAACACACUCAGGAUCAGCUGAACAAGCAGCGAGCGGCUGAGGCCCGUGUGGAAGCGGAGAGGAAGCGCCUGCGGGAGGCGUUAGAGGCAGCUGAAGCUCGGGCCACCAGGGUGGAGCUGGGAAGGCGCAGCCUGGAGGGGGAGCUGCAGAGACUCAAACUGAGUCUGGGAGACCGUGAGGGCGAGAGCCAGGCGUCCCAGCAGCGGCACGACACCCUGAUGAAACAGGUCUGCUACAAGGUUGCAGAGGGAGAAGCUCAUGUUUCCCAGCUGCAGAGGGAGGUGGACCGGCUGAGCCAGACCGUUCUAAAAGGUCAGGAAGUUGAAUCUGCUCUCAAGGAGAAGGCCACGUCCCUCAACCAGACGCUUCAGGAGGUGACGGCCUCCUACACUAGCACGCAGAGCCGUCUGGUCACCCUGCAGAAGACACUCAGUUCGGCUGAGCAGGACAAAAGGCUCCUACAGGAGCGACUGGAUGAAGUACGGGCAGCUCUGGCUGAUGGAAAGAGAAACAUGGUCACCCUUACUGAGCGUGUACAGAACCUGCAGAGUGACCUGAGCCAGAGUGAGCUGCGGCGGGAAGAGCUGGAGGUCGAGCUCAGCAGCACUCAGGAGACCCUGCGUCAACAUUCGGCCAGUCUUGUGGAGGCUCAGCGGAGCGCUCAGUUGGCCCAGACGGAGCGGGCCGUCGUAGAGGAGCGGCUGCGUGCGCUGCAGAGAGCGGUAGCCUUGUUAGAGACAGAAAAGAAGGACGCUGAGAGGCAGACAGUGAGGCUGGAGAAAGACAAGAACGCAUUGAGAAACACGCUGGAUAAGGUUGAACGCCAAAAGCUGAAGUCCGAGGAGGGCAGCAUGCGUCUUUCUGCGGAGAAGGGCCGUCUGGAUCGCUCACUGAACACUGCAGAGCAGGAACUUCAGGAAGCACAACAGCAGAUACUGAUGCUGCAGACCCAGCUGGCUGAGAUGGAGCACUCGCACAGUCUGUGUGAGAGUUUGGUGCAGCAACGUGACGAGGUCCAGCGGGAGGCUGAGAGGAUGAGGAGCAGCCUCCGGGAUGCUGAGCGAACGCUGGGUACGAGGGAGCGAGCUCACCGGCACCGGGUCAAAGGGCUGGAAGAACAGGUGUCCACUCUGAAGGAGCAGCUGCAGCAGGAGAUGAAGCGACGGCAGCCGUCUCUCCCACCAUCGUUACUGUCAAACUGAGACACCGCUCAAAGAGGAAGAAUCUGAUUCAGGGAAAGCACCUCUCUUCAUCAAUGUCUAAUGUCACAUUGACGCUUACUCUUAACACAGCAUAUUGUGGCUGUGAAAAUAAUUAUUGUUUCAGAGGUGCUUCAAUGAUGUUGAGAGCAGGAACUAACAACCAAAUGAAGCACAAACACAGACAAGCAAUGCCUUAAAACCACCAGCAAACCACUAAUUACUUGUGAAGCAUCUGUAAUCGGUUCUGCCUGAACAUCUUCUCAAACUUUGUGUUGGUAUUUAAGAAAUGCACUGAGUUUGGACAUUGUGCAGGAAGAAAAAUGCUGGAGAUUAUUUACGGCUAUUAAAGAACAGAAAAUAUGAAUACAAUAGCACCAUUAAGUUAACUGCAGUUUGUUCUCUAGGAGACAGAUGUAAGUAAUUAUCUAAUGUUAGAUAAGACCCCAUUUUAUAUCUGAAACUGAUUAUUUUUUACUCCACUGUAUUAGUUUAUUUUAGGAGUGAAUAUUAACUGUAUAAAUGUGCUGUUUCCUUGCGGUAUAAACACUGACAGACUGAUGACUAACUACAUUUGUGUUGGAAAAUAAACAUGAAAGUCAUGUUG
Messenger RNA from Girardinichthys multiradiatus, 6867 nucleotides. Its product is annotated as rootletin-like. The coding region runs from base 213 to 6263 and encodes 2016 amino acids. Lineage: Eukaryota; Metazoa; Chordata; Actinopteri; Cyprinodontiformes; Goodeidae. The transcript has 37 exons. The record is from RefSeq and is a predicted model, not a curated record.